Suillus clintonianus is the source of this 2004-nucleotide messenger RNA. RefSeq lists its product as uncharacterized. Lineage: Eukaryota; Fungi; Basidiomycota; Agaricomycetes; Boletales; Suillaceae. Bases 1 to 2004 code for a protein of 667 amino acids. The transcript is spliced from 10 exons. The record is from RefSeq and is a predicted model, not a curated record.
AUGCGUGAGACAGAGUCCAACAGAAUCCAACAGAUCUCGUCAUGCCUGCCGCAUGCUGGACCUCAGACGUACAAACGGAGUGGCUUCAAGAGCGCCUUCCCCAAUAUCUCAGAGCAUGUGAAGGAGAAAGAUUAUUCGCGUUUUUGGCCCACCUUGAUCAGGGACUGGUUUAAACAGUUCCCAGAGGAAGCGGUAGUAUUUCCCGACAUUGCCGCUGACGCCCUUUCGCCGGAGCAACGUAUUGAGGUGGGAGAAGCUGAAAACAGGUGCAAAAUACAACUCCGGACUUGGUUUCGUUGGCGUGCGAAUGCGUCCAAGAAAAACCGUAGCCUGAAAAAGGAGUCAACUGUCUUCGAUGACGUGCUGCAGCCAAAACGACGUGCUAAGUCCGAGGCUGAGUUGUACUCCGAUAUCUACUAUGACGAGCGGAUCAAACUGUUGGUAAAGGCCGAAGAAGAGGCUGGGAAGGUGUCGUCAGGCAGACGAAUUGCGCUGGGGCGUAAAUUUUCUAAGGAGCUGUUGAAUGAUGAGGAUGAGGAGGUCAAGAUUCAGAUUCGUGACAUGUCUGGCAAGAAGAAUCAUUUAGACGAGGACAGCGAGGAUGACUGUGUGCCAUUUGAUGCGGAGGGAAUUGCGCAGGGCAUAGACGACUUACCUAUUAUCUGCCGGCGAUUCGCGCAAUUGGUCAAGAAGAAGACCGGUUUCCUCGUGUCCUUCAUGUUUGCUGGUCCAGAUCCAAGAAACGACUGGGAUAUGACCUCAUUAUUUUGCCAUCCCUCUGAAACUCAACAAGGCAGAACCUUCGCCCAGUUAUACCAAACGGCCGAUAGGAAUUUCCUAGAGGUGUUUCAGCAAUAUGCGGAAAUCAUCUUCCCAUCCGACAAGCGCAAGCCUAACGUUACUGUAGGGAACGAGGACAUGGAGUGCGGUGAGGAGGUGUAUGGUGAAGAGGUGCCCAAUGGCCAUGACGACGUCGAAGAGGACAAUGACAUCGAGUCCUUUGAUCAAGGGGAAGAGGAGCAAGAGGAGAAUGAAGGCUCCUUGCUGCUGCCUGAUGCUUCACUGGGUGAUGCAUCUGAUGCACCAGGAGCCACGCCUGAUGCAUCAAUAGGUGCAAUGGUUGAUGUACCCCUGCAGUCUGAUGCAUCAUCAUCAUACUCUAACUAUGAUGGUGUCUCCGCACCAAUUCCUCAUUCAUAUUCACCAGUAUACGUACCCCCGACCACCAAUUUGGUUCCCAACUUGUUCGGACCAUUCUAUGCGCCCCAAAUGUCCACCACUUCGGUUCCUAGUUCUUUUACUCCGGCAUAUACUGCCCCUCUCAUGUCCACUGAUGGGUUUACACCGGUCUACAACCCCUCUGUGUCGACCCCCAGCUUCUCAUUCCCUAAUACGUGGCAAGAUCUCAAUUGGACUGAUCCAGUCUUCCAAACAUCUCCGGCCUCUGCUGCUGCUUGGCUGCAGCAAAAUUUAUCGCCUGUUUCUGCUGAGCGCACUAGUCUGCAUGAGUCCAGUGCUGACUCGCUCCCAAUCUUGCCUCAUCCCAACCCACCCUCGCUUGACUCGCUCCCCUUCUUGCCUCAUCCCAACCCACCCCAGCUCCCCAUCUUGCCUCAUCCUAACCCACCUCAGGGUACACCCAACUCUCUCUCCGCUGUCAUAACCAAGCCGAUCACCAAAAAAACAAUCCUCGAGCCCAAGGCCACCCAAAAACCCAAGGCCGCUUCAAAACCCAAGCCAAAACCCAAGGCCAUCCACAAGCCCAAGGCCGCCACCACCCCCACGAUUACUAACCCACCCGGAGCUGAGUCUAGUUCAUCAGGGGAUGUAGCUCCUGGUGGAAUUACCAACGAUGAGUCUACGAAUACACGUGCAUCUAAGCGUGUCCCAGUUAAGUCCAGGCGUAACGAGCUGGCGGAUGCGAUUGGUACUGGGCCUUCCAUGAAACGGCCUGCGCAGAACGGGUCUGCGGGUGCUCAACAGAAGAAGCGGGCAAAGGUCUAG